CUCAUCAAUGGAAUAAAAAUCUCCACAUUGUUCAAUUAUAUUCCACACCGAUUCGUUCUCUUUCCACCCGCAUGGGAAUUUUUCUUUUGAAACUCCUCCGCAGGACUUUUUGUGCCCUUGUUUGUGACUUUGAGAAAGAAACUUUUUUUUUUUGAGAAGAAAAGCCUCAAAAGAACUUUUCUGUUAUGUAUGAGAUGACCCUCUGGGAGGGUAUUAAAAAUUCACCCAUAAAUACCUUCAAAGUUCACACAAAAAAUCAGGUAAAAAAUUCUCUGUGAAAAAAAGAGGGAAAUGACGUGAUUUUUUGCUGUUUGGCGAAAAAAAUAGCUGACUGAGAGUGAUUCAGAUGGGUACACAGAGUUAUGGAGAAAAGGUCCCAAAAAAAAACGAAAAAAGAGAGAAUGCAAAUGAAACUCACAAACGACUUGCUAAAUUUUCUUCAUCAUACACAACAACCCACUUGAAAAUGGGAAGCACACUGCUGGAGUCUGUGUGUCGCUCUCGGGCGAAUCAUCAUCAGUUCAAUUUCAUCUUCUUCGUUACCAUCUGGAGGGGUUGAUAAAUUCUCUGAAAGAUGUGAUUUCCUAAACGAAUUAAAAUUCCUUUAUAAUUUUUUUAUAACUUUCAAUCAAUAAUUAAAUAUUGGGUGCGAAUAAACAAUUUUUUAAAGCAUUUCCUUAACAUUCAGAAUGCAGAAAGAGUGUCAAUACGCUGAAAGAUAAUUGAAAUUAAAGAAAUUCGUCAAUAAAAUAAACAUACUUCGUUAAGCUUUGUAGGAAAAAAUAAUAUAUAGUCAAAGCUUUUCCAGAGCUUUCCUUCAAAUUUCUUUUUCAAAUGCGUUUAGUUUGAUCUCCUUUGCAUCUCUCAGCAUCCUCUGCAGCCUUAUUUAUUUGUAAACAGAAUUUUAAAUGAAUUAUCAACCCCCCUUGGUCGGCGUCAUCUGCAAGUUCUCCCAGCUCUUUCGCACUCAUGCUAUUGAAUUUGAGUGCGGUUCAGGUAAGAAACUGAAAACACGUUUGAAGUGCCUUCCAAGUGUGUGAGACUCCACACAACACAACAACCUCCAAGACAAAAUUCCAAACCUCGAGAUCAUCUUGAGCACUGAAUCUUCAGUUGCAACAAGAACGUCGCGCCAAGCAAACAUUUCUUGUGCGGUCAUCGUUGUGUUUUGUAUGGAAAAUCAUUGAGUGAAUAUUUUUUGAAGAAUUCCCCUCGCAAGACGAUUAUUUAGUGAUCACAAGAGCAUUUGAACAGAAGUAGAUUUGUCUGUGCUCCCGCAGAAAAAAAACGAAAGAAUAAGCAGCAACAGCUAUUUUGCAAGGUGCUAAAGAUGCGCAGAAAUGUUCCUGAAAACGAUUAAGGUGUGGUGGCUACAGUGAUUGCUGCAAGAAGAAUAAAAAAUGGCUUCAUCUCAGGACCAUCACAGUGAACUCUCAACACCAUCCGUUGGGGAUGCAGCUGUGUAUGGGGCACAGCAGUUGACUGCGCCUCAGGAACAGCAUCCCUGCACGUGCUCCCACCACCAUCAUCAUCAACAAGCACACUUCCAUGCUGCCUCGCACCAUCAUCACCAUCCACCCCAUCGCUGUGACAGUGCAAGUGGGCUGCAGGAUGCCAUUAUCCAUCCCUAUGGGUGCUCCGGAGCACCAAGUCUCAUUUCUGCCACGGCUGGGGGGAAUUGCGACUGCCCCGGAGACAUGCAAACCGCUUGUAUGCAUCAGGAGCCAAAUAGUGGACGGAGUUCGCGGAUAAUGUCGGCAGAUGAGAAUAAUCCCAGCGGCUCUGAUGAUUCAGGGCGAAAGUGCUCAACCCGUGCAACCAUGAGCGGAGCUCUCUUGGAUGAUAAUCGGAUGUGUUCACAUGUGAGGAAAGAAUGUAGCCAGGUGGCGGGAAAUGUGCGCCCUCAGACUCCGGAGGAGCGAAAGUACGCAAGCAGAAUUGAGGUGUACAGCGAUGGAACGGAUUCGGGGGUUAAGAUAGAUGGGACAACGUCAGAGGAUGAUCAGAGACCCCCAUUGCCGCCUAGACCACCCCGCCCACGCACAACAAUAGCCCCCAGGAUUAAUAAUUCGGCUCCACAUUCAGCUGGGAACCGGAAAUACAUCGCUUGGUGCGCUAUUUGUGGCAUUUCAUCCUCCCUCGUGGGCAUGCUCUUCCUCCCAGUGCACUUCACCUUGAGGACACAUACUAGUACAAUGUCAUACUUCGAGACCAUCCCAACGUUUGUUCCUGCCACACUGCUCAUGCUGACCGGACUGUGUGUUAUAAGUUUAGCAAAGAGACGCAAUCGAUAUAGUUAUUUGAUUAAACUGACUGGAGCUUGUGCCCUGGCAUCGGCACUCACGUGUGCCCUUGUCACGGUGACGACAACUGUACUCCACAUGAGUCGCCUCCAGGCGCUACGGGAGUGCGAGUAUCAAGCAAAAACGCGCACGUGCACCUGCUAUUCGGUUGUGAUGGACUCCCAGGUUGAGGAAGUUGAUGAAGGAGUUCGUUUUGUCUUUGAGGCCGCAUCAGACUGUGGCAUCGUGCACGGAUCCCUCUAUUCUUGCCUCAGGGCUGUUUUUGGCCUCUCCGUAGCUGGAGUCCUUGUCUCCGUGUUUACGUGCAUGCUGGGCUAUCAGCUUCUCUGCCACGAGCGCAAGAAUAUGUACUGGGAACAGCUGGAACUUCGCUGUAGAUCCCUCUACACGGGUCAACCACCACCACCGGGAGUUCCUCCGGGGGCGGGACCUUCCAUCAUAGGUACCCCACGUGGUGGUCCGUGUCGUUGCUGCGAGCAAUGUCACUCCCACCGAAGUGCUAUGCCAUCAGCCUAUCCCUGGGAUGGAGAUGGGCGCUUCUGGACACCUGGGCAGGCGGGAAACUUCUAUUCCCCCAAUCCGGGGGGUGAUGAACUCGUGGGUGGUGUGAGGAAUUUAGGUCAAGUACCAGGACCGCGAAAUCGUGCUCCAGGCGGAUGGAGUUGGCCCCGAAUGCCGUGGCAGAGAAAUGAACCACAGCGCUUCCGGCAAACCCCCUCAAGUCCCGAUUCGCAGUAUGGUUUCAGCAACACCCCAGCUGUGGAGAUAAAUCAGAACAAUCCUGCCGCCAAUGGGGGGUACAGUGUCAUCGGGGGGCCUCCGUAUGGCGUAUGGGGUCCACCACCACCAUACAGUGACCCAAAUAGCCCAGCACGACGCGGAAGGUACCAAUACAUUCAUCCCAAUGCCUGCCAGCAGAUCAUAGAGCAGCAGCAGCAGCCCAAUUUAGCUAUUCUUGAGUGUCAUCAGCACAGCUCUUCGACUGAUAGCCACUCAAUGGAACCCUACUGUCCGCAGCAGCAAGCCCAUCGGAAUCUCCUGAAGCGCCAAGCUCAAGCAACGGCAUUCAAGACAAAGGAUAACUACGAGAACACCCCAUCGGAUAGUGAUGGACCACGCGACAGAUUCUCCAACACACUACCCGUGAGGAAGACGAAAAAACGCGUGGAAAUGGGCGCCAAGAGUAUUGGAUCCAAUCAACCUGUAACGAGGAUCAAUGUGCAGAAUGUCUUUAGUGGACCACAACAGGAAUUGAUGCAUCCGGCUGAGAAUGAAUAUCACGAACCAGGAGCUUCCACUUCAGCUGGAGACGGCACUCAAAUGCCCAACACAAGUCACGCAAAGACGCGACGCAUUAAGACUGGAGUGGAGAAUUCGGGUUUUCAGAAUCAAGUUGAUCCCAACAUAGCUGAGACCCACGAAGGCAGUGGGAAUGGUAUGAAGGCAAUGGAACCAACGGAAUCUGAAGUUUACUUUGCCGAUGUGAGUAGUUGCUGCAACAUCUCCGUGAAGAAUGACAAUUACUACGAGGAUGCCAAUCAACGGCGAAAGGAGCUGAAGGAAGCCAAGGAGGAGGCUGAGGAUUAUCUGGCACAGAGAUUUGGGAAACGCGAAACAAGUAUCCGGAGUCGUUUGCCAUUCCCGCAAAUGAUCCCCGAGGAUUAUGUGGAGAAGCGCAUGGUGGUGGCACCCCCAAGGCCAUCAUUGAUGCACAAGGAUAUAUCGCGGCAGAGCAUGUGCUCAGCAGAUUCGGGGGAAAAGACUGAUUUCACUGAUCUCUCCCCGGCAACACCGAGUGCCGCCUUUGGUGUUCUCCCGGGCACGAGUACUGGGGCCUACAGGGACUUUAAUGAGUCUUCCACGACAAACUUCGUCGCAUCCUUCCCGUACUCAUCGAAUGAGCAGAGCCAGGAAGCGCAUCGGCGUUCCACGAAGAAUCUCCAGCAGGAUGUUUUCCUCGCACCUGAUGCACAGUACGAGGUUAUCAAGGAGACAAAUCAAUUCGAGAAUACCCCCCUUACCCUCGGCUAUGAGCACCAUCACCCAGAUAUGGGUAACUACUCCAAACAGGCACACUUCCACAAACCAAAAUCACCCAAAAAUCUCAACAUAACUCCAAUUAAGCGACAAAAUAUUGGCACAAAUAUCAGUGCCAUCAUCCAGAAUUUGGGCGGAAGUGACGUCGGGCUCCUCUAUCCAGACAGCAGGCGUGAACCUGACCUCAUGGAAGUGAGUGCUGGGCAGGAGAUGCAGCAGAGUAUUGGGAAAUCCGAUGAGUGGAAUUCCGAUCAUAGCGAUCGACGAUUGUGAAAGGAGAUCUUCGUGUGAGAUGAAAUCCUUUUAGGCUAUAUAUAAAACAUUAUAUAGAAGACAGGUAGUUAAUGAAGAAAUUUUACUGAUGUAGGUAGUAAAUGUGAAUUUUGUCACGAAACCUCCAAGCCCAGAAUCCAUCCUUUACCACCCAUCCUCAUUAUGAAGAAAAAACCUCAGAAAAUCUGUACAGAAAAAUACAAUUUGGGGUGCUAUUUGGGCAGAAAUUAAGCAUUAAUGGGUUGAGUAAAAAAUUGAGUAAUAUUUGAGAUGGGAUUGUGUAUAAAAUAGAUUGAGAGGAAGGGGAAAAUUGUGAGGAAAAAUUAAUAAUUAUUUGAAUUAAGUUGUGUUAAAAUUAAACAGAAUAUUUGAGCCAGAUUUGCUCCAUAUUUUAUCCAUAUUUGAUCACUUAAUUUAAAGUUAAACUUUUUUUAAGAUUUAAAAUUUGAAAGAAAUCAAAAGAAUUGAAAGAUAAGCUGAAUGCUGAAAGAGAAAUUUGUUAUUUUUGUAGCUCAAUUUUUGCCCAAAUAUGGCCCAAAUGUAUGUCCCACGGUGGGAAUAUUUUAAGAGAUUCGUUAAAAUAUAAAAAUUCCUCCUUGCAUCCUAUUGUAUUAACUUGUUAUUCAAUGGUUCAAAAUUGAGCGAUAAUUUUACCCAUUUAAUGGAGAAAAAAAAAUGCCACCACCGAGUGUCCAUUGUGGUUUCCCCCUCGCGCAUUUCAUUGUGCACGUAUCAAUGGGAAAAAAUCUACACAGACAGGUCAGAAAAAUACCCCAGAGGGACAAUAAUAAAUUAACCAUUGAAAUAGGUGAAGUUUUACGUGGACAAAAAAUCCAUUAGUGUAUUUUUGUAGAGCUGCAAAAAGGAGAAAAGGUGGAAGCGAGAGAAUAAGGGAAUAUGAAAUGAAAAUUUUGUUUUUCACCUCAAAUUGGUCGUUUUGUUUGCUUGUGAACUACAUAAUAUACAUAUAUACGUAGGGUACUAAAUGAAGAGAGUUGGACUUUUAACAUCGAAGAUAGAUUUCUAUUAGAAUUUAUUUUUGACAAACUUUUACAAACUUUUCACAAAUUAUUUUUCUUUCAUAUUAUGUUUAAAUUAAAAUUUUAAAUGCCUGAAAAUCUUUAGAAAAUGAUUAAGUUGUUAAGAUUUGAAAGAGCUUAUUUCUUGUUAAUCUUUAAUGGAGAAGAAAGAACCAAUAAAAUGCUUAAAAUAAAGAAAAGUCUUCAAAGAAUUUUCCUCUUCAUUUCAGAGAAUUGAAGGCUAAAGAAAAUUAAUUAGACAUCCCAGAAGAAAAUCGAUUUUAAGUAGAGAAUCAAGUCCAACUCUUCUUUUUUGCAUAAGAGGUGUCGAAUUUUUAAUCCCUUCUGCCCGAAAAAUAUUUUCUCCAUUUUCUCCUGUUAUGUUCUUGUACAUAAAACACACAAACACACACAAACAGAGAAAAAAAAAUAGUAGAAAAUAAUAAUUGAAUGUACUGAAAGAGAUAUAAAAGCAGAAAAUAAAGAAAGAAAGAUGCAAAAA
Lutzomyia longipalpis is the source of this 6134-nucleotide messenger RNA. RefSeq lists its product as uncharacterized. The record is from RefSeq and is a predicted model, not a curated record. NCBI's taxonomy places the organism in Eukaryota, Metazoa, Arthropoda, Insecta, Diptera, Psychodidae. The transcript is spliced from 8 exons. The coding region runs from base 1401 to 4613 and encodes 1070 amino acids.